Molecule: messenger RNA, 4436 nt
Organism: Megalobrama amblycephala (Wuchang bream)
Lineage: Eukaryota; Metazoa; Chordata; Actinopteri; Cypriniformes; Xenocyprididae
Product: von Willebrand factor A domain-containing protein 5A-like
Exons: 15
Coding region: 729-2699 (656 amino acids)
Source: RefSeq, a predicted model, not a curated record
UCACUUAUUACUAACCAGACUGACUUUAUUUCUGUCACGUCUACAGCAGUUCUUAUUGAGAAUUAGCAGAAGUUUAGAUGUUGAUGUCUUCUUGAAAAUGUUUUGUUUGAGGUAACCACCAUGGAGAUCAGUGUUUGAUUUAGUUGAGCUCAUGACCCUUGAUUUUUAUGGGGUUGCUUAUUUAUCAGAUGUUUUUGAAAAAUGUUUCCGCUGAUAAAUCAGAGCAACAUGUUUGUUUUAACAGUCAUAUGACACCAUUAAAUUAUAAACCACUACUUUUUCUGUAGUUUUGCUUACUGUCAACGUAUUUCAUAUCAUAACAAAUGGAAAAAAGGCAACAAAUAAACAUUUAAACUGGUGCUGGUUAAACAUCUCUCAUCAUAUGGGGUUAGGAUUUCGACAGCAGUAUAUACAGCAGAAAAUUAGUUUGGCAUAGAAAUCACUGCACUUAAUUAAUAUUCAUGAGUCAAACGUCUCAAAUUAAAUAGCGCGACGCGUCUUCUGCACACAGUCAACGGUCCUCUGACUGAUGCUACAGCGUGAACAACUUCUAGAAAUCGGCUUUUCUUCCCCAAACACGCGGUAAUUUGAUCAGGAACACUGAUUAACUCAUUAAACGAGUCUUCUGUGACGAUUUAAGGCAGAUUUAAAGGCAGUAUUUCGGAUUCUUCACUUUCUUUCACGUUCGAAGUAGAUCAUCUAGUCAGUUCCUCUAACGGAGGGUGAAAAUGAUGAACUGCGGUCUUGUGACUGAGAAAAAUGAGCCAGUGCCUCUGAAGAGCAUCUCAGUGGAGGUUCGGGUUCAGGAUCAUGUAGCCACAGUCUCCUCCACUCUGCAGUAUGUGAAUGAGGAAGAGCGCCCCCUGGAGGCCUUGUUCGUCUUCCCUCUGCCUGCUGAUGCUGCUGUCUGCCACUUCAGUGCCAAGAUCGGAGAGCAGGAGAUUGUGGCAGAGGUGCAAGAAAGAAAAACCGCGAGGGAUCGUUAUGAUGAUGCUGUGAGUUCGGGUCAGCAGGCGUUUCUGUUGGAAGAGAGCGAAGAGAGUCUAGAUGUGUUCAGACUGAGUGUCGGGUGUCUGUCGCCGGGUCAGAACGCUGCCGUCACCAUCAUCUACGUCACCGAGCUCGCUGUGCAGGCCGACCACUCGCUGCGCUUCUGUCUGCCGGCUGUACUCAACCCCCGAUACACACCAGCAGGUUCAGCGGCUGGUAUAGUCUCAGAGAUUUCAUCAGGAUGUGGAUCUGUUCCCUACACGCUGACUCUCAGUGUCCAUGUGAGCUCUCCAAAGCCCAUCUCCAAACUAGAGUCCAGCUGCACUCUGGAUCCUCUAGUGUUCCUCCACUCUGAUCACACUCAGGCGACGGUGAAUCUGAGUCCUGGUCACAUGUUUGAUAAGGACGUUGAGCUGUUUGUGUACUACCAGGAUACCCAUCAGCCCUCUGCUAUAGUGGAGGCAGGAGUGACCACUGCCCCAUCAGGCUCUCUGAUGAGGGACCCAGUGGUUAUGAUAAGUUUGUACCCAGAGUUCCCAGAGGAAGUGAUGUCACUGGCAACACAAGGAGAGUUUGUUUUUGUGAUUGACAGAUCAGGCAGUAUGGAGUGUAUGAUGCAUCAGGGGAAUGGGGCACAGAAGCGCAUUGAAAGUGCAAAGGACACUCUGCUGUUACUGUUGAAGAGUCUGCCCAUGGGAUGCUACUUCAAUAUCUAUGGAUUUGGCUCUUAUUUUGAGAACUUCUUCCCUCAGAGUGUCGAGUAUAAUCAGGACACAAUGGAUCAAGCUCUGAAGAGAGUGAAGGAAAUGCGAGCAGACUUGGGCGGCACAGAGAUUUUAAAGCCUCUAAAAGACAUCUACAUUCAGCCCUGUUACUCAGACCACCCCAGACAGCUGUUCAUCUUCACUGAUGGAGAGUUCAGAAACACUAAAGAGGUGCUGGAUCUGGUGAAACAUCAUGCUCACUCUCACAGGUGUUUCUCAUUCGGGAUUGGUGAGGGUGCAAGUACCGCCCUCAUCACAGGAAUGGCCAGGGAGGGAUCUGGUCACGCUCAGUUCAUCACAGGCACCGACCGCAUGCAGCCUAAAGUGAUGCAGUCCCUCAGGUUUGCGCUGCAGCCCGCUGUGGUUAAUAUCUCUGUGGAUUGGACCCUUCCACGUGGCAUUACUGUUGACACACUGUCUCCACCCAUCAAUGUGCUCUUCCAGGGUCAAAGGUCACUCAUUUAUGCCCAACUUAAAGGAAAGAGUUCAGGAGGCUCUGAGGGAACAGUGACAGUCAAAUACAGUCUUAAAGAUCAACCAGUAACAAACCAGCUCCACUUCUGCCUCAAACCAACUGAGAAAACAGGGUUGGCCAUUCACCGGCUGGGGGCUCAAAUCCUGAUCCGUUCUCUGGAGCAGGAGGAGAGGUUAGGUAAUACAGAGAAUGAGCACAUCGAGAAAAUUAUGAAGAAGCUCAGAAAAAGGAUAGUGAAGCUCAGUGUUCAGGCAGGAGUGAGCAGUGUUCAUACAGCCUUCAUUGCCAUUAAUAAAAACAGCAGACAGACUGUGAAAGGACCCCUGCUGCAGAGAAGAGUGAAGACACAAGCCAGACGAUGUGCAGCACCGAUCCGUGAGUCACAGUCAGUUCCCUUUCGAGAACAGUCUCUCGACAUGGCGUCAGAAGCUGACGCUUUGGGGACUCCCUUCCUUCCUAAUCCUUCCUGAAAUCCUAUUGCACAAUGCCAGUGAAGUUGCAACUCUCACUGGCCAAUGCCAGCCAAGAUGGCGAAAAGGGGGCGGUACCUGCCACUAUAUCCGGCGGUACCGUCCUGGCGGCAUAAGCUCAGAAUCUUCCUCUUUCACGAAAUUCUACGGACUACGACUUCUAGACAGCUGUGGAGAAGACGCAAGAAGACGGAUUAUCCUCUUGGCGUUCUAGCAUGUCCAGUGUUUGCACGCUGUGUUCGGGACCCAUCGAGGCUCCGGACACCCACGAGUAUUGUAUUCUGUGGCUGGGACUCGCCCAUGCAGAAGCAGCACUCGCCGGGUCGGGCUGCCCGCACUGGCAGCUGAGGUGCUCGGAGGAGCGUCGCCCUUGGUGAAUGCGAAGCGUCCGAGGUGUUUUCACAAAGUCCCCUUGGCGGUUGCAGGCGACUACGAGAAUGUUUCUGUUGUUGUUUCUGGUCAAAAUGCAAUAAAGACUGUUACACCCUCACAAAAAGAGCUUUUUUUCUCCUCCUCUAGCAACAGCAGCUUCUCACACUCGAUGCUCAGGCGAGAUGCUGCAGAUACAGUCAGGCUCGCAGCUCCCACGUGUAAUCGGUGAUGCUCGCACUCUGGUGUUGAAGCAAGAAGUUCUCAAUCUCCUCGCAAAGUGCGCGACAGAAGUGGUCCCGCUGAGCGAGAGAGAGAGAGCGGGUUCUACAGCCACUAUUUUGUCUUUCCAAAGAAAGGCGGUGGCCUCCGUCCGAUAUUGGACCUAAGACCCAUCAACCGAGCAUUAUUCAGACACCCUUUCAAAAUGACGACACUGAAACAGAUCCUUGCGCAGAUUCGGCCCGAAGACUGGUUUAUUUCAGUAGACCUGAAAGACGCGUAUUUUCAUAUUCAGAUCGCCCCUUGUCACAGACGCUUUCUGAGAUUUGCGUUUGAGGGCACGGCAUAUCAGUUCACAGUAAUGCCGUUCGGAUUAGCCCUGGCUCCUCGCAUGUUUUCAAAAUGUGUGGAUGCAGCGCUUUCCCCUCUGAGAGCGGGCGGAAUAUGCAUACUCAAUUAUUUGGAUGAUUGGUUAGUUUUAGCCCAUUCAGAGGAUGUGCUCAACAGCCACAAACGCACUCUACUGCUUCAUUUGGAGAACUUGGGUCUAUGCAUGAAUACACAAAAGAGCAUAUUAUGCCCCAGCCAGUCAAUCUCGUAUCUAGGGGUGGAGUUGGACUCGGUCGCGAUGAGAGCGCAUCUUGGUCAGGAGCGUAUUCACAAUCUGAUGUCCGCCCUGAAUGCUUUCAGUCUGGGCCGUCCCGUAGCGCUGAAGGAAUAACAGAGACUCUUGGGACGGAUGGCGGCGGCUGCAACGGUAUGCCACCAUGGGCUACUCUAUAUGUGCCCCCUCCAGUUAUGGCUGAAAACACAAGUGCCGAGGAGAGCUUGAAAACGGGCCGUGCCCGUGUUGUGGUCACUCGCAGGUGCUUGAGCGCGCUCGUGCCGUGGCUUAAAGUGGUCACGACGGAUGCGUCGACGACAGGCUGUCGAGCUCAUUGCGACGGGCUACUGGACGGAGUCGGAGAAAACGUGGCAUAUAAAUCGCCUCGAAUUGAGAGCGGUCUUUCUGGCUCUUCGAAGCUUCCUCACACACUCAAUGGCUGGCUGUCUAAGUGGUGUCCGCAGAAUAAUAUAGGUUUCAUAGACAAUUGGAAAAGCUUUUGGGGCAGACCUGAUCUGUUGAAAAGAGAUGGUAUUCAUCCC